Messenger RNA from Acinonyx jubatus (cheetah), 1823 nucleotides. It is a transcript of the gene KXD1, whose product is annotated as KxDL motif containing 1. Bases 179 to 709 code for a protein of 176 amino acids. Gene Ontology annotation, biological process: lysosome localization. The record is from RefSeq and is a predicted model, not a curated record. The transcript is spliced from 5 exons. Lineage: Eukaryota; Metazoa; Chordata; Mammalia; Carnivora; Felidae. Gene Ontology annotation, cellular component: BORC complex.
CAGCGCCUAAGCCCCACCCCUUCCUGCCGCGACUCCUAGCACGCAUAUCGGCUCCGGGCACGUCGCCUAUACGCGCGGUUGCACGCGUGUUGCGUGGUGACGUCGUGGCGGCACGGGCGCCAUCCCGGAAGCGCGAGCAAGGCCGCCAGAUGUGCAGGCAGCGGAGGAGGAGGAAGAGAUGGACCCUCCGGACUCGGCCUCGAGGGUCUUCUGCAGCCGCAUCCUAAGCAUGGUGAAUACAGACGACGUCAAUGCUAUCAUCCUGGCUCAGAAGAACAUGCUGGACCGCUUUGAGAAGACCAAUGAGAUGCUGUUGAAUUUCAACAACCUGUCAAGCGCCCGCCUGCAGCAAAUGAGCGAGCGCUUCCUGCACCACACAAGGACCCUGGUGGAGAUGAAGCGGGACCUGGACAGCAUCUUCCGCAGGAUCAGGACGCUGAAAGGGAAGCUGGCCAGGCAGCACCCGGAGGCCUUCAGCCACAUCCCAGAAGCAUCCCUCCUGGAGGACGAGGAUGAAGAUCCCAUACCACCCAGCACCACGACCACCAUUGCCACCUCAGAACAGAGCACGGGCUCGUGUGACACCAGCCCUGACACUGUCUCACCCUCCCUCAGUCCUGGCUUCGAGGACCUUUCCCAUGUCCGGUCCAGCUCUCCUGCCAUCAAUGGCCGCAGCCAGACGGACGAUGAGGAGACACCGGGGGAGUAACCCUACUCCCUGGCGCCCCGAGGGGUCUCAGGGAAGUGGCAGCUCUCCCCAGGUGUCUGAGGUGGCAGUAGGUAACCCUGCCUGGAGAUCAACAGCUUUGCCACCCUGUUUUGUCACCCAGGGCUCCUGGGGGACAAGACUCCCUCCAGGGGUGUGGAGUUCCUGGGGGGGGUCUAUCAUUCCCAAUUCCUCCUCACUGAGAACAUCUGUCUUCUGCAGACCCCUCUGCCAAGGCCAGGGGAUGACCAGCUCAGCUGGAGUUAUGGGCUGGGCAUAAGGGAGCUUUUCCAGAGCCAGGCUUGAGGUCUGCUCUAAACAUUUAAAGGCUCCCAGAGACCAGAGCCAGAAGGCCCCUGCCCCGAUGCCCUGGUCAAGACCACCUCAAAGUGGAUCAGCACUGUCAUGUCUCAGUUCACCCCAACCCGUCCCUGUACCUACUAAUUCUGGUCUCCCUGCCCUUUCCUCCAACAAAAGUAUUGAAUGCUAUCUCCAGUUGGUAUGUCAAGGAGGCUUCUGAGACAGUUGUAGAAGGCUCAAGAUGGAGGUGGGCCAUUCAGCUGCAAGCCUGAUGAGGUCUGUGUUUCUCUGGCCAGAGGUGCAAACCCUCAGGGCCCAGCAGGCCUCUCCCAGGACCUCCAUGGAGCAAGCUGAGCCACCUUGGAAAACAGAGUUAAACGGAAUAUUUUUGUACCCGAUGUUUACAGAUGCUGUUGGGAAGUUAUCAAUAAAAAGACUCUGUUACUAAAAAGGGAAGGGUGUACUUAGCGGUGGCUUCCUUCCAUCCUUGGGCCCAGGAUGCCAUGAGGGGGAUAAGUGCAGGACGUGAGACAGGAGGGGUAUAUGGACGGCCAGGCACCACUGAGGUAGAGACGUGGCUGCUCUUGGUGGCAGUCUCCAGUGGUAGCAACCGUAAUAACCCAAGUUCCUAUCACUACCUAUGUACUCACGUGCCGGUUCCCUUUUGUCUGAGUAACUUCUCCAGAUCGGUCUCAGGAUGGACUCCUCAGGGAGGCAGGCCGGGUCCCUUUCCCCAUGAGACACUGUGUAGAGUUCCCUGUAGAGUUCUUUUAAGCACUUAAAAAUUACGUUAUUAAAGACAUCUUCCUAGAUCCAA